This is a messenger RNA of Rhinichthys klamathensis goyatoka, 2087 nucleotides long. It is a transcript of the gene gmcl1, whose product is annotated as germ cell-less, spermatogenesis associated. Gene Ontology annotation, biological process: germ cell development. The transcript is spliced from 15 exons. NCBI's taxonomy places the organism in Eukaryota, Metazoa, Chordata, Actinopteri, Cypriniformes, Leuciscidae. The coding region runs from base 254 to 1768 and encodes 504 amino acids. The record is from RefSeq and is a predicted model, not a curated record. Gene Ontology annotation, molecular function: protein binding.
GCCCGAGGAUCAGCACACACAGCCGUGACGUGGAGCAGAGACACAUAGCUCUGUGUGUUAUUUAGCAGUCUGCUGUUGUUUCAAACGGCUGCCUAGUUCAUUAGACAUUUAACAGCCGAUUUGGAUGUACAGUCAUUAACAGCCAUAAUAUGCGUUCAUAACACGCCUAAUAAUGCAUUUGCGCAGCGCUUGAUGAGCAGAUUCCAGGGAGUGUCCAGUGUUUUGAGAGGCAGAAGCGUGUGGCUAAAUAAUCAUGGGUUCACUCGGGAGCCGGUUCCAGUCGUCGGCCCGGGGCCCGGAGGAGGCCCUGGAGAGGCAGUGCGCUGGAAACAGACACAGCUGUGAGUGCAGGAAGAGGAAACGCAGCUCACGCUGUGAGUGUGACAGCGAGCCGGAGGAAGAGGACAGCCAGCUGGACACGCCACGCAGGAAGAAGUUGAAAAGCACCUCUAAGUACAUCUACCAGACACUGUUCCUGAAUGGAGAAAACAGUGACAUCCAGAUCCGAGCCCUGGGGCAGGAGUGGAACCUGCAUAAAAUAUACCUGUGUCAGUCUGGCUAUUUCUCCAGCAUGUUCAGUGGAUCCUGGAAGGAGUCUAACAUGAUGGUUAUUGAGCUUGAGAUCCCAGACCAAAAUAUUGACACUGAAGCCCUGCAAGUGGUUUUCGGGUCACUCUACAGGGAUGACGUGUUGAUCAAACCAAGUCGGGUUGUCAAUAUUCUCGCCGCUGCUUGUAUGCUUCAGUUGGAUGGGUUAAUCCAGCAGUGUGGAGAGACCAUGAAGGAGAACGUGAAUGUGAAGACCGUGUGCAGCUAUUAUAACUCGGCCACCAUGUACGGCUUGGACUCCGUCAUGAAGAAGUGUUUAGAGUGGCUCCUCAAUAACCUCAUGACGCAUCAGAACGUGGACCUCAUGAAGGAGCUCGGGGUGGAGAUUAUGGAACAACUUAUUCAGUCUUCCGAUCUGUUCGUAAUGCAAGUGGAGAUGGAUGUCUACACAGCACUGAAAAAGUGGAUGUUCUUGCAGCUUAAUCCAUCCUGGGAUGGUCCUAUCAAACAGCUUCUGCUCGAUGCAGAUGCCUGGCUGUGUAAAAGAAGAAGUGAGGCUGGAGAGCAGGAGCCCUUUCUGAACUCAGAUGACGGGAUGCCCUUCGUGCCCGUUUUCCGACUCAUCCGCCUCCAGUACAUCAUUAAUGACCUGGCCUCCGCCCGCAUGCUGGAACGGGACAACAUCCUACCGCCCGAGUGGCUGAGCAGCGUGUACAAACAGCAGUGGUUCGCCAUGCUGAGGACAGAACAUGAUAAUGAUAACGGACCACAAGAGGCCAAUAAAGAGGAGUUUGAGCUGAACAGCAUGCGCUGUGGACGAAAACUGACCAAAGAUGGAGAUUACUGUUGGCGAUGGACGGGGUUCAAUUAUGGUUUUGACCUGCUGGUGACUUACACAAAUCGCUUCAUAAUCUUUAAGAGAAACACCCUCAGCCAGCCAUGUGGGGGCGCUGUCAGCUUACAGCCACGACGCCACCUUGCGUACCGAUUGCGCCUUGCUUCCUUUGAUAGCAGUGGGAAAGUGGUUUGCAGCCGGUCAACUGGCUACCAGCUUGUUACCCUUGAAAAGGACCAGGAAUAUGUGGUGAUGAACCUGGACAGCCGGCUCUUGUCUUUCCCUCUGUAUGUGUGCUGUAACUUCCUCUACACUUCUCCGUCCAGUGAGAGGAGAGGCGACACACCAGAGCCAGAGAGCAGCAGCGCACGCAGUGUGUCGUGACCCAACACCACAUAAACCAGUCCAGCCUGUAAUCCAGACCCUUUUUAUUAUUUAUGUUCUGUUGGCCUCAUGUAUAUUAUUUCAUUUUAUUUGUAUCCUUAAUUUGUAAAUAGUCAGGUGCCUUUUAAAUAAUUUACUAUGUCAGUAUCAGAGCUAAGAGUGAGUGCUCUUGAUCCUGUUCUUCACUUUCUGCCCAUUUGAUUCUGUUUGUAAAUUAUUUGUUGGAAGUUGUCCUAUAUUUAAACAUUUCUCAUUGUUAUUGUUAGGCUGGUUGUUAAUUGGUCAGGCAUCCCCACAUUUUUUUCGUUACAAAACAAAA